Linum trigynum is the source of this 234-nucleotide messenger RNA. NCBI's taxonomy places the organism in Eukaryota, Viridiplantae, Streptophyta, Magnoliopsida, Malpighiales, Linaceae. The record is from the annotation of a GenBank genome assembly.
AUGGAGGGCAGGCAUGCUCGAAAGAAAAUGAUUGGUGACGCUGGGCUUGAACAAACGGAGCGGGCCGAGGAAGAAGUGGAGUACGGGCUGAGACUAGAGGAAAGUGGGUCGUUUCAGGAAGUGCUUAAGCCCAAUGUUGCUUGUGAUUUGAAGAAGGCAGGUGUGGAAGGUGCUCUUAGGAAGGAAGAUGGGCUUUCAAAGGAGUUAGGCACAAUCAAGUUGGGAGACAAAUAG